Molecule: messenger RNA, 2354 nt
Organism: Diabrotica virgifera virgifera (western corn rootworm)
Lineage: Eukaryota; Metazoa; Arthropoda; Insecta; Coleoptera; Chrysomelidae
Exons: 2
Coding region: 135-2228 (697 amino acids)
Source: RefSeq, a predicted model, not a curated record
UAUCGAAAGGCAGACGCGCAACGUGCAAUUCUUGCGCAUGUUGCCACAUCGUCAGUCAGAACCCAGACAUCGUACUGUACGCGUGUUUUUGUUUUAAGCGAUCUCGUUUGUGUUUAUCAGUUUUCUGUGCUAACAUGGCUUCGUGUAGCAAACAACAGGAGAAUAACUAUUCGGAAAUGGAUAGGGAAGAUUCUUUGGAAAGAGUGAAAAAAAUCACCAGAAUGGAGCUCUAUACCAUUAUCAAAGAUUUCAAAGGAAAUAAGAUUGAAGAAAAAUUUUCAUUGUUGGAAGAAAGAGUUGCGCAACUAACUUUAUGCCCAUCCGAAAGAAGAAGUGUUCUUACCCGUUCUUUGAAAUAUUUCAAGACAAGUUUCAAAAAAAGAUGGUCGGCAGCCCGUAAUACUGAUAGAAGAUUCUUAGAAAACAAUAUGGAAUGGCUUAAUGUAUCACUGGAACUACCUACUUGGACCCACAAAGCAGGCCGCCCAACAAAAGAAUUUGGAGAAUUGUGUGAUCGAAGUAAGCGUCGAAGAACAAAAGAUUUACGGCACCGGGUACCUUUUGAUGAAUUGACUUACGCUGCAAGCGUAAGUCACGGUACUGCGGGAAAUGUUGAUGUAUCUAAGGUUAUGAAAGAAAUAACGUCAACUCCUACCAGAGCUAAAAAGUUCCGAAAAGCAAUAUCGUCAGCUAAAAAAGAACCAAUCGCGGGAAAAUACACACCACAAGAAGCCUUAGCGUUAUUUAUAGAAGGUAAUUUUACAAGAAGGCAGUGGGAAUUAAUACAGGGUGGCCGAAAAGAAAUUUAUCCUUGCUAUUCGAUAUUACAAAAAGCGAAAAAGGAGUGUUAUCCUGCCGAAGAUAGUAUACAAGUCACUGAAACUAGCUUUGAAGUGGAACUUCAAGCUCUGCUGAACCAUACGACUUUGCGACUACUUCAAUAUUUAACAGAAGUAAUUGACACAUUAUCAGAGUUUGAGAAGCAACAUCUUACCUUAAUAUCAAAAUGGGGCUGUGAUGGAUCUAAUCAGACACAAUUUAAGCAAAAAUUUGCCAACACUGACGACGAUGAUGCCAAUAUAUUUUUAAGUUCUCUUGUACCUGUGAGAAUGGUUGUUUUUGUGAAUGGAGAGACAAGAAAAAUUGUAUGGCAAAAUCCAGUGCCUUCUUCAGUGAGAUUCUGUCGUCCUAUCCGGGCUCGAUUCAUUCACGAAACAAAGGAUAUCACCAAGGAAGAAAUUAGCUAUAUUGAACAACAAGCCAGGAAUCUCAAAGAAACAACUGGUAUGGAAGAUUCCGUUAAAAUAAAUCACACCAUUUUGUUCACAAUGGUCGAUGGAAAAGUGUGCAAUGCGGCGACUGAUACAGCUUCAACAAUGAGAUGCUAUAUAUGUGGACAGACAUCUAAGGACUUCAACAAACUUGAAAGAGGCAAUGUUUGUGAAGAGUCUCUGAGAUUCGGACUCUCCAUUCUUCACGCAAGAAUUCGUUUCUUCGAGCUAUUGUUGCACUUGGCGUACAAAGCGCCCUUACAGAAGUGGCAAGCGCGAACGGCAGAAGAGAAACAUGUUUUGAAAGAAACAAAACAAAAAAUACCGAAAAGCUUCAAAGAAGAGAUGGGCCUUCUUGUUGACAUACCCAAAGUUGGUUACGGCAAUAGUAACGACGGAAAUACGUCAAGAAGAUUUUUUAACGAUCCUGAAUGCUCAUCUCGGAUUACUGGAAUCAAUCUAGAUUUGAUAAAAAGGUUCCAAAUCAUUCUUGAAGUGAUAUCAAGCGGAUAUGAUAUUGAUCCCUCAAAAUUCGAUUACUUUGCUCACACAACCGCCAAACUGUAUGUGGAACUAUAUGGUUGGCAUCCCAUGUCACCUACAGUUCACAAGAUUCUGACGCAUGGAGCUCAAGUCAUAUCAAGUCACAUUGUACCUAUCGGACAGCUAUCAGAAGAGGCUGCUGAAGCCCGAAACAAACAUUUCCGCAAAUAUCGCGUAGACUUUGCCAGAAAAUUUUCAAGAGUGGACUGCAACAGAGAUGUUUUAAAUAGGUUGUUGCUGACAUCUGAUCCCUUCAUCAGCUGCAGCAGAAUAAAUCGGAAGAAGAAAAGCAAGUCCUUUUCCCAGGAAGCUAUUAGUAUGCUUCUCACGAAAAUAGUGAAUUGUGACAGUUCCAAUGACGAAGAUGAUGAGAACCAAAUCACAUGUGAACUCGGUGAUAGUGAUUCUGAUUGAUUCGGCCUCCUUAUGAUUAUCCUCUUGAAAACAAAUACUGUUUUAAGUGUAAGGACUCUCUUAGAUUUGUACAUUUCUUUUUUUAUUAUUGUUUUUCUUUUUAAAUAAAUGCCUAAUUAUUAUGUA